Molecule: messenger RNA, 1707 nt
Organism: Soboliphyme baturini
Lineage: Eukaryota; Metazoa; Nematoda; Enoplea; Dioctophymatida; Soboliphymatidae
Source: the annotation of a GenBank genome assembly
AUGGGGAAAGAUUCGAGCGAGUUCGACGACUGGACGAUGAAAACGGCUCCUGAGUUUGAAGACUGUUGCGUCUACCACGUUCCAGACCGGAUUGCCGAUGGAUCGCCGUCUGGCCACCAUGCCAAAGACAGUCUACCAAAGAACCUCGAACUAAGACAAUCGACCGCUGCUGAUAAGGGCUUUGCCGUGUUCACAUGUGACUUCAUACCUCAGUUCACCAGAUUCGGCCCGCUGUUGGGCACCCACGUGGAUGCCGACUGUCUCAAGGAAGACGACGCCGACUCUGCCGCGGUAGCCGGUUGCCGAUGGAAGGUUUUCGACGAUGACUCCGUGAAGUUCGUCAUCGACACGUCCGACGAAAGAACUAGCAACUGGAUGUGUUACGUCAGACGAGCGACGGACAGCGCCGUGCAGAACUUGGUCGCUUGCCAGGUGAAAACCGAAAUCUACUUCUACUCCUUGAAACCAUUGAAGGAAAAUACGGAACUUCGAGUUUGGUACUGCCGGGACUACGCUUCAAAAAUGGGCUUCCUUCCGUCAUGCAACUCAGUUGAAAUUAGGAAGAAAAUACGUGCCAAGUUUGAAACGUUGACAGCUUCCAAAGAAUCGAACCAUUGCCAUUCCCUCAUCGAACAGUAUUCGCCAGCACACAGCCAAAAUACGAGUCAAUCCGACGAAGGCUAUCACAGCAACGAGGUCUCAGUUACCCCUGUCAGCGGAAGGACUACGUUCAGUGACUCCGACGCCGAUUCCAGUGGAGUGCUAGACUUUAGCCUCAAAACGGCGCGAAAGACGAACGACUCGUCUGGCAAAUCCUCCGCCAUUCAUUUUUCCAAUCGUCUUGUCGAAACAACGGAGAACGACCGUGCUGUGACCAAUGACCGGGUCAAUGACCCCGGCCUUUCCACUUUCAACACAGAGAUGCUCAACUGCAACCGUCCUGGUGUUAUCAAGAUGGUACCAAAGUACAGGCUGUUGGAUGAUGACGAAACUCAAAGGGCCGGUCGAUUUCCGCAUUUGGUCAUCACCACCGACUGCCAUUCUUCUUCGUCGUCGUCGUCGUCUUCUUCUUCUUACAGCGCUUUCUCUCCUUCAGGCUACGGGCGCUACGGUCAAGCGACGAGUUUCGCCGAGCCUCCACCUCAGAUGGCGCCGCCGAAGCCAGUUUUGUGGAACCUACAAACCGUGUCCGCGCUGAGCUCCGUUCUGUGGAACCCGUCUGUCGUGUCCAAUCCGGCGUCGCCGUAUUUUUUGCCCUCCCCCGCCGUCGAAAGAGAAAGUUUCACGACGCCGGUCAUCGUGCCACAGAUGCCGAACGUCAGGCUCAACGGCGCCCUCGACGCUUCAGACGUCCCCCGUGCGACCGUCAGGCUGUCCGGGGACCCGAAGGGCAACAAGGAGAACCGCAAAACAUCUACAGAAGGCACCAUCAACCAUUCGAAAUCGGCCUAUCAGCUGAACGGCAAGACGAACAACAACAAAACCAAGUAUGAAUGCUACAGCUGCAACAAGACCUUUGGCCAGCUGUCGAACCUGAAGGUGCACAUGCGCACGCAUACGGGCGAGAGGCCGUUCCGAUGCACCGUCUGCAGCAAGGAGUUCACGCAGCUGGCACACCUCCAGAAACACAACCUCGUCCACACCGGUAAGACGAAAAAUCAAUUUCUUCACGCGACGAUCACCUCAUUGUUCUCAUUCGUAAAUUGA